AUGCAGGGGUCACCAAAUGGCCCAAAUCCCCUGUUUACUCUCCUAAUUCUUGCCGGCCUAACAUGCUGCAGCAACUAUUUCACAACUCCGGCGGCCGGAAAUACAGAGCUGAGGGCAUUAAUGGAGAUCAAGUCAUCUUUGGAUCCGGCGAACAACGGCUCGUUUGUUGGGGUUGCUUGCAACGAGCACCGGAAACUGGUCAACAUCUCUCUGCAGGGGAAGGGGCUCGCCGAAAAGUUGACUCCGGCAUUAACCGAUCUUUAUCUCAAUUUCAAUAACUUGACUGGUGCUAUACCACCUGAGAUUGGAAAAAUGGCUAGUCUUCAAGUACUGCAGCUGAGUUACAACCAAUUGACAGGGAACAUGCCUACACAAAUGAGAUCCUUAAAAAACCUGAACUUUCUUGCAUUGGAAAGCAAUAGGCUAACAGGGCAUAUCCCUUCAGACUUAGGAAAUUUGAGGUCCUUGAAAAGCUUGCACUUCGGCUCCAAUCAACUCUCAGGCCAAAUUCCUUACACACUGGCCAAUAACACCUCACUUGAACUCCUUGAUGUCAAAAACAACAAACUUUCUGGACUCAUCCCUCCUGAGAAGAAAUAUCGAUUUCCAGUUCGAAAACAACUCUGGCUUAUGUGGGCCCGGCUUCCCCGGGCUCAGAGCCUGCAACUAGCUCGACAGCAACCUCGACCUCAACCUGAACUCCUUCCCAUCCGGCCACACGGGCAAUCCCAAUCCUCAAUCGGCUGCCUUCGCCAUAGCCUGCAACGAGACCAUCUGUUCGGAGACCCCAUCAAAGCUUCCCAAGAUCGGGCUCAUCUCGGGCCUGAUCGCCACCUCGUUCGGGCUGGCGGUGGCCGCUGCCGUCGCUUUUUUCUGGCACCGCCGCCGGAAACAGAAGGUCGGGGACAAAUCCGACACGUCCAAUGGGGACCAGCUCACAUGUGGGGCCCACACAGAAGAGACUCGUUCAACCUCGAGGAGGUCGAGUCGGCCACGCAGCACUUCUCGGAGGCGAACCUUUUAGGGAAGAGUAAAUUCUGUCGAGUCUAUAAGGGGGUUCUGAAGGGUGGGUCGAUUGUGGCUGUUAAGUGUAUUGGGAAGACGAGUUGCAAGUCGGAGGAGGAAGAGUUCUUGAGAGGGCUCGGCUUGCUGAAUUCGCUCGAGCACGAGAAUUUGGUGGAGCUCAAAGGGUUAUGUCGGUCCAAGGCUCGAGGGGAGUGCUUCUUGAUUUACAAUUUUGCCCCUGGAGGUAAUUUGUCGAGCUAUCUCGACCGAGAUGAGGUUGUUGUGCUUGAUUGGAAGACUAGGGUUUCUAUCAUCCAUGGCAUUGCUAAAGGUGUGCUGUAUCUACACAGCAACGAGACGAACAAGCCACCGAUCAUCCACCAAACCUCUCGGUCGCGACUCGACCGAAACAUGAGCCCGUUGAUUCUUGAUGCGGGCCUUCACGGGCUUCUUGCAGAUGAUGUUGUCUACUCGGCCCUCAAAGUGAGUGCGGCAUUAGGCUACAUGGCCCCCGAGUACAUCACUACAGGCCGGUUCACGGAAAAGAGUGACGUGUAUGCGUAUGGAGUCAUAAUUUUCCAGUUAUUGUGUGGCAAGACGAUGCUCCCGGGGCCCACACGGGCAGCGGCUGAGGCCGGGAAACUGGAGGAGUUUAUCGACCCAAAGCUCAAAGGUGAGUUUAUGGAAAUCGAGGCGCAACUGCUGACGAGGAUUGCCUUGGACUGCACGAAUGAGAAUCCAAAGAGUAGGCCGAGCAUGGUGUCGGUAGUGCAGGAGCUGAAAAGCGGUAUGAAGAGUGGCUAG
Messenger RNA from Striga asiatica, 1809 nucleotides. The record is from the annotation of a GenBank genome assembly. Lineage: Eukaryota; Viridiplantae; Streptophyta; Magnoliopsida; Lamiales; Orobanchaceae.